Molecule: messenger RNA, 1860 nt
Organism: Dendrobium catenatum
Lineage: Eukaryota; Viridiplantae; Streptophyta; Magnoliopsida; Asparagales; Orchidaceae
Product: hexose carrier protein HEX6
Exons: 3
Coding region: 205-1770 (521 amino acids)
Biological process (GO): monosaccharide transmembrane transport
Cellular component (GO): membrane
Molecular function (GO): monosaccharide transmembrane transporter activity
Source: RefSeq, a predicted model, not a curated record
UUUUUAAACAAAUAAGGCUUUUAAGCUUUUACCGAACAAAUUUUGAUGCGCUGUUUUCUCAGCUUUUAAACCAGCUUUUCUAACAUCAACAAAACCAAAUCAGCCCUGCAUAACUAAAGAAACUUUUGUCUCCCUAAAUUUGGGAUCGCAAAUCCAAAUCACCCAACAGGAAGCGGAUUUCACCGGCGGUGAUCUAGUUGCCUAAUGUCGGCCGCCGGCGUGGAAAACAAUCUCCUUGGCGGUGGUCAUGAGGAGAGGAUUACACUACUGCUCCUCUUCUCCUGCAUGGUCGCCGCCUCCGGUGGACUCUUGUUCGGCUACGAACACGGCAUCUCCGGAGGAGUUACAUCCAUGGAGUCGUUUCUCAAGAAAUUUUUCCCCGGGGUCUACGCCGAGAUGAAACAAGACAGCACAACCAGCAACUACUGCAAGUUCAACAGCCAGAUUCUCACCCUCUUCACCUCCUCCCUCUACAUUUCCGGAUUCUUCGCAUCCCUCGUAGCUUCCCACGCCACCACGAGAUUCGGCCGCCUCUUUUCCAUGCGCGUUGGAGGCGCCUUCGUCUUCACCGGAGCCGCCAUCGGCGGCGCGGCAAUCAACGUCUACAUGCUCAUUCUCAGCCGUAUCCUCCUGGGUUUUGGCGUUGGUUUCACCAUUCAGUCCGUCUCCGUCUACCUAUCGGAAACGGCACCAGCAAGGUACAGAGGGGCAAUUUUCAACAUCUACGACAUAUGCCUCACCACCGCAGUACUGAUAGCGAAUAUUGUCAAUUACGGCAGCCAAAAAAUCGAAGCUGGCUGGGGCUGGAGAAUCUCCCUCGGUGCUGCCGCUCUUCCUGCCGCCUUCCUCUCCGUCGGUGCGUUCUUUAUCCCCGAGACCCCCACCAGCAUAAUCCAACGCGGCGGGGAUAUCAAUGAAGCCUCUAAAGUACUCCAAAGACUCCGAGGCACCUCCAACGUCGGCAAAGAGCUGGAACAACUCAUCGCCGCGGCCGCCGAAGCUCCCACAUCAACGACAACAGGCCUUCGCCCUCUGCUCAGAAUCUUUCGACGAAAUUACCGUCCCCAACUUGUAAUUGGCAUAUCCCUCCCCAUCUUCCAACAACUAGCCGGCAUCAACUUGAUUGGAGUCUACGCUCCGGUGAUGUUCCGCACCAUCGGACUCAAGGAAAGCGCCUCCCUGCUUUCGGCGCUUGUAACGAGACUAACAGCCACGGCUUCCAAUCUCGUAGCAACGCCGCUCAUCGACAGGCUUGGACGCCGCAAUUUUUUCUUCAUCGGCGGGCUCGAAUUGUUUGUAUCGCUGGUGACGGCGGGCAGCAUAAUGGCAACCCAUCUCGGAGACCACGGCACGAUGCAGAGCCAGUACGCACAAAUUCUGCUGUUUGUUUUCUGUGUUUUUAUUUCAGGGUUUUCGUGGUCAUGGGGGCCAUUGCCAAUACUGGUACCAAGCGAGAUCUUUCCCCUUGAGGUCAGAUCAGCGGGGCGGAGCAUUGGCGUGGCUUUAGGUCUUCUAUUCACGGCGGCGAUGUCGCAGAUGAUGCUCUUCCUGCUCUGUUACCUAAAAUGGGGGAUUUUUUUCUUCUUCGGUGGGUGGAUGUUUCUUAUAACAAUGUUUGUCUUUUUCUUCUUGCCGGAAACCAAAGGUUUGAAGCUGGAGGAGAUGGAUCAACUUUGGAAACAACAUUGGUAUUGGAAGAAAUUUGUGAACGACGAACCAGAAAACGAAAGGCUGCUGAGUGGUGCUGCUUCAUUCGAGCCUAUCAAGUAAAUUAAGUGUGUAAUAUACUGAUGAAACUAUUUGUUGCAAAAAUUACUGUGCUUAAUUAUAAUAAACUAUUGAGAUGGAUGCCUUCAUCAA